AUGCCCCUCCGUGGGAUGUUAUUGUCAAGAUGUUCAGAUUUCAAGAAAAAAGAGGCCAUCCUUACAGCCACCAGAAAGAACCCAACAUUUAAAUUUCAGGGUACUGUGGUCCAACUUUACCAGGAUCUCUGCGUGAGGACCCUACAGAAGAGAGGAUCACUAAGACCACUGACCUCACCAUUACGUAAAAAUCAGAUCAACUACCGAUGGGGCUUCCCUUUUGGUCUACAUAUACUACAUGAAGGAAGAGUUCUAACCAUCAGAGAGGUCCAGAAAAUACCAGACCUGUGUUCAUGUCUCAAAUUGGAGACCCCAGACCUUCCACCUACUACUUUAGGGCAAGAAAGAGAGAAGAACAUCCAAUGUAGAGAAUUGGCACAAAGACAAAGAUGGUGUUCAAAGGAUCUUAGAAGGCUUACAGUGAGUCAGAGAGGAGAGGUCAAGGGAAAGCACUUAGUAGGGAAUCUAAUGAGAGGUGGAGAAAAAGAUCAGAAGAGAAGAGGAGUUUCUAUUCUUAUUCAUGACUCCAUCCAGUUUCACACAGAUGAGGUCAUCAAAGAUCCGGAAUGGAGGUUUCUAGCAAAACCGGAUGGGUCACUUACAUCUAACCUGCAAGAAAUUGCGGAUACAUUCGCUAGCUACUAUGAUAUCCUCUAUGAUGGCCAAAAGGUGAAAAAAUCUAUCCAAAUGCAGAUACUUUUAAAACAAUUCCUUAUAAAAGCUAAACUGAAUACUAUAAGUCAAGCACAGAAAGAAGUACUUAACGCAGAAAUCUUGAGUGAAAAUAUUUUAACGGUUAUAAAGGAGCUGAAAGCGGGUAAAGCAGUGAGGCCUGACGGCUUCCCGGUAUUUAUUUUGCUCUACAUUUGGAAGGCUAUAUUCUUGGAGUUUAAUAUUUUAUACAGAAGUGGGGGUAGAAACACCUUUAUAGUUAGCGGGUCUUCCCCGCGAUCAGUAGCCAGGAUGGAUGGAGAUAUUAUUAUUGGAGCUCUUUUCUCUGUACAUCAUCAACCACCAGCAGAAAAAGUACCUGAGAGGAAAUGUGGAGAAAUCCGGGAACAAUAUGGCAUCCAAAGAGUGGAGGCCAUGUUUCAUACUUUGGAUCAGAUUAACAUGGACCAGACUUUGCUGCCAAACAUCACAUUGGGAACAGAGAUUAGAGAUUCUUGUUGGCAUUCAUCAGUAGCCCUGGAACAAAGUAUUGAAUUCAUAAGAGAUUCCCUAAUCUCAAUUAGGGAUGACAAAGAUGGAAUCGGCAAAUGUUUAGAUGCUACUCCAACCCCUCAAGGUAGAGUUAAAAAGCCUAUUGCUGGUGUGAUAGGACCAGGGUCUAGUUCGGUGGCCAUACAAGUCCAAAACCUGCUGCAGCUUUUUGAUAUUCCCCAGAUUGCAUAUUCUGCAACAAGUAUUGACCUGAGUGACAAGACCUUAUUUAAGUAUUUCUUGAGAGUUGUCCCUUCUGAUAUCCUUCAAGCUAAAGCCAUGUUGGACAUUGUGAAAAGGUACAAUUGGACUUAUGUAUCUGCAGUUCAUACAGAAGGAAACUAUGGAGAAAGUGGAAUGGAAGCCUUCAAAGAACUUGCCACCCAAGAAGGCCUUUGCAUUGCCCACACAGACAAGAUCUAUAGUAACGCUGGGGAGAAGAGUUUUGAUCGACUACUGAGGAAACUCCGUGAGAGAUUACCUAAAGCCAGAGUUGUUGUCUGCUUCUGUGAGGGGAUGACUGUCAGAGGGAUCCUCAUGGCUAUGAGGCGUUUAGGUGUGGCUGGGGAAUUUCUGCUCAUUGGAAGUGAUGGCUGGGCUGACAGAUAUGAAGUUAUAGAAGGUUUUGAAGCAGAAGCAAAUGGAGGAAUUACUAUAAAACUGCAAUCUGCAGAAGUGAGAUCAUUUGACGACUACUUUUUAAGUCUACGUUUGGACAAUAAUUUUCGAAAUCCUUGGUUUUCUGAGUUUUGGCAGCAUCGAUUUCAGUGUCGUAUUCCUGGACACCCACAGGAGAAUACCAAUUUCAAAAGAAUUUGCAAAGGUAAUGAGAGUUUGGAAGAAAACUAUGUGCAGGACAGUAAGAUGGGGUUUGUCAUCAAUGCAAUUUAUGCAAUGGCUCACGGACUACAUGACAUGCAUCUGGCCAUGUGCCCAGGACACGUUGGCCUGUGUGAUGCCAUGAAACCAAUUGAUGGCAGCAAACUACUUGAAUUUCUUAUAAAGUCUUCAUUUAUAGGAAUUUCUGGGGAAGAUGUUUGGUUUGAUGAUAAAGGUGAUGCCCCUGGAAGGUACGAUAUCAUGAAUCUGCAAUUGAUUGAAUCCAGUCACUACGAUUAUGUACUCAUAGGAACAUGGCAUGAGGGAAAUCUAAAUAUUGAUGACUUUAGGAUACAGAUGAACAAAAGUGGAAUGGUUAAAUCAGUAUGCAGCGAUCCUUGUUCAAAGGGACAAAUAAAGGUUAUAAGGAAAGGGGAAGUUAGCUGCUGCUGGAUCUGUACUCCUUGCAAGGAAAACGAGUUUGUACAGGAUGAGUUUACGUGCAAGGCCUGUGAUCUUGGAUGGUGGCCUACCCCGGAACUGACAGGUUGUGAACCGAUACCUAUAAAGUACCUAGAAUGGAGUGAUAUAGAAUCUAUGAUUGCUGUGGCCUUCUCCUGUAUGGGCAUCCUCAUUACAAUGUUUGUUACAUUAAUCUUCAUACUUUAUCGGGACACACCGGUGGUUAAAUCUUCCAGUCGUGAGCUCUGCUUCAUAAUCCUUGCUGGUAUUUUUCUUGGCUACAUAUGCCCUUUUACAUUGAUAGCCAGGCCCACCACUACUUCAUGUUACCUACAACGUCUUUUAGUUGGACUUUCCUCAGCUAUGUGCUAUUCUGCAUUGGUAACAAAGACCAACCGUAUUGCCCGUAUCUUAGCAGGAAGCAAGAAGAAGAUCUGUACUCGUAAGCCUCGUUUUAUGAGUGCCUGUGCCCAGGUAGUCAUUGCCUCAGUAUUGAUUAGCAUGCAGCUCACAUUGGUAGUAACUUUAGUCAUCAUGGAACCUCCCAUGCCCAUACUUUCCUAUCCAAGUAUUAAGGAAGUAAACUUAAUUUGUAACACUAGUAAUCUGGGUGUUGUUGCCCCCUUAGGCUACAAUGGACUGCUCAUCAUGAGUUGCACCUAUUAUGCCUUUAAGACCAGAAAUGUCCCAGCUAACUUUAAUGAGGCUAAAUACAUUGCUUUCACCAUGUACACUACCUGCAUAAUCUGGUUAGCCUUUGUCCCAAUUUACUUUGGGAGCAACUACAAGAUCAUCACAACGUCCUUUGCAGUCAGCCUUAGUGUAACAGUUGCUCUAAGCUGUAUGUUCACUCCCAAAAUGUAUAUAAUUAUUGCCAAACCAGAGAGGAACGUCCGUAGUGCUUUCACAACCUCAGAUGUUGUACGGAUGCAUGUUGGUGAUGGAAAAACUCCUUGCAGAUCCAACACGUUCUUGAGUAUCUUCCGGAGAAAGAAACCUGUUGCUGGAAAUACAAAUUCUAAUGGAAAGUCUGUGUCAUGGUCUGAACCAGGUGGAAGACAAGUACAGAAGGGACACCACAUGUGGCACAGACUAUCGGUGCACGUGAAGAGCAAAGAGGCAGGAUUAAACCAGACAGCUGUGAUCAAGCCCCUAACCAAAGGAUACCAGGUCCAGAACAAGAGUCUCACAUUUUCAGACAUAAGUACUAACACUUUAUACAAUGUGGAGGAGGAAGAAGAGAAUGAACCAAUCAGGUUCAAUCCGCCAAUUAGCCCUUCCAUGGUUAUACACAGGCGCUUGAACUCAACACCACCACCUUCACAAGAUUUUGAGGAGGGCUCAAUAUACUUGUCGGAACAAGCUUCAAAAAGCCUACCUUUACAAAAAUCUAUCAUGGACCAGCUUCAUGGAGUGAUAAAUAAAUUUUCCACUGGUAUUCCAGACUUUAACUCAAUUAUUGCAGUACCUGGCCCUGGAAAUGGGGUGGGUUCCAUGUACUCACCUGACCAUCUUCAGCAGCAAGUGCUUCCACUUCAGAUGUUGACCUUCAGUGAAGGUUUAGACUCGCCAACAGAGGAGGUGGAAAGUGAAAAAUUAAAUCUCAUUCAGGAUUAUGUGUAUGACAACACAGCUAUACCAGAUGAUGAACCUGUUCCAAAUAAACUGAUUUUAGAGGAUUCACCUGCUUUGACGCCUCCUUCUCCUUUUCGGGAUUCUGUAGCUUCAGGUAGCUCUGUGCCGAGUUCACCGAUGUCAGAAUCAGUGCUGUGCACGCCUCCAAGUGUAACAUAUGCUUCAGUUAUAUUAAGGGACUUCAAACAAAACUCAUCCACCUUGUAG
Bombina bombina (fire-bellied toad) is the source of this 4326-nucleotide messenger RNA. RefSeq names its product glutamate metabotropic receptor 1 (gene GRM1). Gene Ontology annotation, cellular component: postsynaptic density membrane. Gene Ontology annotation, biological process: regulation of synaptic transmission, glutamatergic; G protein-coupled glutamate receptor signaling pathway. NCBI's taxonomy places the organism in Eukaryota, Metazoa, Chordata, Amphibia, Anura, Bombinatoridae. The transcript is spliced from 13 exons. Gene Ontology annotation, molecular function: adenylate cyclase inhibiting G protein-coupled glutamate receptor activity; G protein-coupled receptor activity involved in regulation of postsynaptic membrane potential. The coding region runs from base 1 to 4326 and encodes 1441 amino acids. The record is from RefSeq and is a predicted model, not a curated record.